Molecule: messenger RNA, 501 nt
Organism: Cetraspora pellucida
Lineage: Eukaryota; Fungi; Glomeromycota; Glomeromycetes; Diversisporales; Gigasporaceae
Source: the annotation of a GenBank genome assembly
AUGUCUAAUUUAGUUAUUCCUAUUGUUAUUGACAAAAAAAAUAGAAGAUUACUCAAACCUUUUAAUAACCAUCCUGGACGAUAUGAUACACUAUCAGUUAUUAAACCAUCUAAAACUCCAGUACAGUGGGCUAUUCGGGUUAAAGUUCUUUUACAAGAGCUAGUCUCUGAGAGAAAGAGGAGCAUUUAUCAUACACAUGCUCUAUUUCUAGCAUUUGGUAAAGAAAGGGACCCAUCAAAUGCACAGCUUGCCUGGUUGAGUUUACCAAAUAAUAAUACUCCUAAAGAAGUGAAAUUUCUAGGUUUAACCCCUCACAAAGUGAAAAACCCAAUCUUUCUAGAUCAAAUUAAAAUGUGUCUUAAUAAGGAAUAUGGCAAAUAUAUAAAAAAAUAUAAUAGACUUCCAUAUAUUGCUGAAUUUAAAAUUAGUAGAUAUCAGGAAUAUAUUAUUCCAUACAAUUGGAUAGAUAGAAAGAAAAACCAAUUAUGGAAUAGAUUUUAA